CAUCAUGUAACCAUCCAUCCUGCUGGUAGUAUGAAAUGGGCUCGAUCGAAAUUCCCAGUGUACCGGAAUUAAAAAAGCAUCAAGUGAUGCAUGAUUGGAUGGAGAAUACAAUGAAACAAUGUUUGACGUAUAAGCAAACACAAAGAUCACUUUCCGAACGAAAUCGAGAUCUUGUUGACUACAAGGAAAAGAUGGAAAAAGAAUUGGAGGAUUUGACGCGGGAAAAGGUCGAGUCCGAUAUGAUCAACAUCCAAAAGAUGAAGCAGCUAUUGAACAGCAAAAAACGACGCCUUCAUAAAGUGAUGAUGGAACGUGAUUCACUGUUACGACAAGUGGUAGCACAUCAAGCGCAAGAUCAAAGUCUCAAAGACCAAAACGAAGGGUCACCAAUACCAAUUAAAAAAGCUGCAUCAAAGAAGCGAGGCCGACCGCCAGCAUCUGCCGCAUCAGCUUCAGCAUCAGUAUCCGAGACUCAAAUUGACGUUGCACGGAGAAAACGGAUGCGUACUACACCGCCGCCGCCAUCGGAUCAAACCGAACCUAGUAGCAGUACUCAGAAUGUCGAAAAAAAGGAUACCAAGAGCAGCAGCAGUAGUAGCAGCGGCAAAAAGAACGGCUCUCGACAAGAUGAUCCUGGCGGUGGAAGCGAGACUGACGAGGACGACGCUGCUGGUGCUACUGUCCCAGGAGGAAAGACGGCCAAGAUCCAAAAAGAGGCGACAGCAAUCGAACUCGACUCUGACUCGGAUGACUAUGACAGCUAUAUACCCAAAGUGCGGCGAGCCAAGAUUGGAAAUAGGUCGCAAAAGAAACGGCUUGCGAGAAACGCGUCUGAAGAGGACGAUGAAAGCGGCCAAAGCGAUUGAGCGAUGUGACUCGAACUAUGUACUUUAGCAACAACAACAACACAAAACCAACAAUGAUACCCGAAGAGUGCAAAUCCCUUCUUGUACCCUUUAAGAAUUACAUAUCAUAAUACUAUGUA
Zychaea mexicana is the source of this 985-nucleotide messenger RNA. RefSeq lists its product as uncharacterized. Bases 36 to 866 code for a protein of 276 amino acids. The transcript is spliced from 6 exons. Lineage: Eukaryota; Fungi; Mucoromycota; Mucoromycetes; Mucorales; Lichtheimiaceae. The record is from RefSeq and is a predicted model, not a curated record.